CCACAAUUCUCCGCAGUCUGCAGUGGAUAUGGCGUCACUGAAAAAAGUGUGGGAGUCUAGAAACUUCACUCAUGUAAAUAACGCUGCGUGAGGUAGCGGUACACAGCAUAUUAGUUAGAAUAUAUUUAUUUACCUUCAUAUUUUUCAGCAUGCCUCGGAAAAAGCCAUUUAGCAACAAGCAGAAGAAGAAACAGCUACAAGUCAAACGCGAGAGAAAGAGAGGUGACACCGGUUCUGGUCCAAGCAGCAGAAAUGCUAGCUUGGAGCGAGGAGAGCGUCAGUCAGACACCUCAGAUAGCGAGACAACAGACGUUAAAAGAAUAAAUCAGCAGCCCUUCAGCAGAGAUGGCAGAUAUGACCCAAACAGGUUCCGACUGCACUUUGAGAAAGAGAGUAAGGAGGAGGUGGAGAGGAGGAAGAAGCUGGCCAGGGACACUGUGCUGCAGCCCGUUUCAGACAAAGAACUUGAAGUUGACAUCAAUGACAUCUACCCGCCAGAUAAAGGUCUUGGGUUCCCACGACGACCUUCUUGGACUUAUGAGAUGACACGAGAGAGUCUGCUGAGGAAAGAAGAGAAGUCGUACAGAGACUACUUGGAAGACUUGCACUCCAGAAACCCGAUUGGCACCCUCAGCCACUUUGAGCACAAUCUGGAGACAUGGAGACAACUGUGGCGAGUUUUGGAGAUGUCAGACGUCAUUCUUCUUAUUGUUGACAUCAGACACCCGGUACUGCAGUUCCCUCCAGAUCUGUACCAUUACAUCACAGCAGAACUACAUAAGCAGGUAAUUCUGGUGAUGAACAAAGCCGACCUGAGUCCUCCCCCACUGGUGAUCGCCUGGAAACAUUACAUGACUUCCCAGUUUCCCCACCUCGAGAUAGUGUGCUUCACCUCCCACCCUGGGCCCUCCUACAGCACAGUUCUCCAGAAGAGGAGGAUGAGGAGGAAGGCCGACUGGAGUCGUGCUGGAGGUCUUAAAGAUCUCUUUAAAGCCUGUCAGGACAUCACAGCAGGGCGAGUCGACCUGUCCAGCUGGGAGCAGAAGAUUCAGAGAGACGCUGCUGCAGAGCGACUGGAUGGAGAAGCAGCAGAUGGAGCCGAGUCGGUGCUGGUGGAACAUCAAACCGAUAGUGCUCUGGAGAUGAGCAACCCCGCUCAGGAGCUCUACAAAGACGGGGUCCUCACUCUGGGUUGUAUAGGUUUUCCAAAUGUCGGUAAGUCGUCUGUAAUCAACAGCCUGGUUGGGAAGAAGGUGGUGAGUGUGUCUCGGACUCCAGGCCACACCAAGUACUUCCAGACCUACUACCUCACCCCGACAGUCAAACUUUGUGACUGCCCUGGACUUGUCUUCCCCUCACGCGUCAAUAAGCAGCUGCAGAUUCUGGCAGGUCUUUACCCAGUGUCUCAGCUGCAAGAGCCAUACACCUCAGUUGGCUACCUGUGUGAGAGGACCCCGUUCCUUUCCGUGCUGAAGCUCAAACACCCCAGUCUGCAGGAGCUUGAUCACCAGCCAGGACAGCGGGGGUUAAAAGAGCCCGAAUGGACCGCCUGGGACGUGUGUGAAGCUUGGGCGGAGAGACGAGGUUAUAAGACGGCAAAAGCAGCUCGUAACGAUGUCUACCGAGCAGCAAACAGCCUCCUGAGGCUGGCGAUAGAUGGCAGGCUGUGUUUGUGCCUCAGACCGCCGGGAUACAGCUGCCUGAGAGAGCACUGGGAAAAUCACCAGGACCUGCCAGAGAUUAUGGCUCUUCAAGGAAGGGCGACAGAGGAGGAAGGACCAGGUGACAGGGAAGACGAGGAGGACGGGGAGUCCAGCAGCGAGCCGGAGGAAGAGAGGGAUCGGGAUGCAGAUGACGAUGAGGACGGAGACGAUGAAGAUGAGGGGUUUGGACAUCAGAGAAAUGCUCCUGGCCAUGCUGUUAACAUGUUCGACGUACUCCGGGAAAAUGAGUGUGAGUGAAGAGGAUAAAUGAAGCGCUCCUCUUCACCGUUUGCUGACGUGCAUUUUCAUUUCCCGUUUGACCUAAAACUGAAUUCCUUCUCGGGUUUUCGUGUGAUUCCACUCCUUGUGACACCCCCCCCCCCCCCAGUACCAUGCAGAGCAUAUUUAUGCAUUCCACGCUGUGCCUCUGCUCUGCCUGUUUAUCCUCCAGGCUCGCUCUUCAAUCUGGCUUCAAGGAACGAGUUUGGCUUUGAUGUGGUUUUGCAUGCGGUCAUUAGCAGCAAACGAAUAACGCCAUUUCCCUGAGCCUGUAACGAUCAACCAGCCGUUGAUUAGAGAGGGACCUCAUCACUGAGAUGCCAAAGUUCAGGAAGGAUGAUGAAACCAAUCAGAUUCAGCGUUGAUGACAUCACUCACUGUAGUCCCCAACUUAAAGGGGUUAAGAACGCUAAAUCUUCUUUACAGACCAUAAUAUCUGGUCGGUGGGCGUGGGGCGGGGUCUAAACUAGAGUUGAACCAACGCUAAACUACAGCGGCGUCAGCGACCACCAAUCAGAACUUGGUUUUGGUUUUGAUCACGACGUGUUUGGUAGAAACCAAGAGAGGAGGAGGUCAUUUCAGGAGUUAAACUUGUAGUGUUUUAACUACUACACUCACCCUUAUACCCUUGAUUGGUGUUUUCUUUAUUUAACACACGACUCUGAUGCACUACGCGAGCACAGUGGGUCUGACAACCGAGUCUUUUCAAAGUGUUUCUUGUACUCUUGGUAUGAGAUUUAGUUUAGUACAGAGAGUAAAAAGAGCCAGAUUUAUUUUUUAAAUCCUAAAGAAGGCUUUUAAAAUAUUCAGUAUCGAGUUUAAGGUGCAAAAUGUGUUAAUAUUGUUUCCGACCCGUUGACUCGAAGAGAGCAGGGCAAAUUAAAUAACCUCCAGUUGGUUUUGUUUUAUUUUUCACAUCUAAAACAGUUGUUGGAGGUCUAGAGUUGGUGAACAAAGCAGCCAUUUAAGCUUCUGUAACGCCCAUCGGUGCAGAUGAUCUCACGCGUUCUCAUGUUUUUAUUAAUCAUUAAACAUGAAAACACUUCUGCUGUUAGACCAACAUCUUAUUUCCAGUCGUUACUAUGUAACAACACACCCGGCCAUCAUCUGUCAGCGCGACGGAAGCAGACCUUUAACCCGACCAUGCUGUUGGUACUUUCUGGUCCUUUUGGGUUUUUCUGAGUACUCGUGAAUCCUCAGGAGGGUGUAGUGUGGUCUGGAGGUGUGCUCAUUUCAUUCCUAGUGCGCCUAAUGACAGAACGGCUUUCUGCAAUUAAAGAAGAGAACCAUCAGAACCCCA
Messenger RNA from Nothobranchius furzeri (turquoise killifish), 3282 nucleotides. RefSeq names its product guanine nucleotide binding protein-like 1 (gene gnl1). The record is from RefSeq and is a predicted model, not a curated record. Gene Ontology annotation, molecular function: GTP binding; GTPase activity. Lineage: Eukaryota; Metazoa; Chordata; Actinopteri; Cyprinodontiformes; Nothobranchiidae.